GGGUUCUAUUUAAGAACUUGGGACUUGCAGAAGACCGUUACUUUGGAUCGUUUUCUUGUGUCGUCUGUUCGCCAUGCUCCGUUUGGUUGCCCUCAGCGUUCUUCUGUGUGUUGUAACUGCACAACUUCCAAGGCCAUGUGAAUCACCGAAGCAAUGGGAGGGGAGAGUGAUUACGGUGGACAGGAAGGAGAAUUUCUUCAGGGCUGGUCGCAUCAGUUAUGACGAGUACGCACCUCGAUUCCGAAUAAUCGAGGAGGAAGCACAAGACAAGAACGUGGCUUACUACGAUGUUCUCUACUUACACAAUGUGGGUAAAGAAUACCGUCUUAAUCUGAAAACUAGACAGUGUAACGUGACAGCACUGACACGCCCCUUCCGUCCUUUCGGAGUACCUCCAUUUGCAAACUUCACCGGUGAGGCUACCAUCGGGGCUGCUGGUAUUCCCGGGGAAAAUGUUGUCAUCGAAAACUUUAAUGGUCAGUUCGAAGAUGGAACUAGAUUCUUUGGUGAUGUUACCUACCCAGACUGUAUUCCUGUAUCUAAUGGAGCCAUUUCCAAUGAAUAUGGAUUCGUUAUGAAUACGUAAGAAACUCUCUUUUCCUCAACCUAUAUAUUUCUCACUCCGUCUAACCAUUCGCCAAAGCAGUGGGAAGGGAGAAUCAUAACGGUUGAUAGAAAGGAAAAUUACUUUAGAAGAGGCCGUAUCAGUUAUGACGAACCCUCUUCUCGUUGGCGGAUCGUCGAAGAGGAAAUACAAGGGAGACAAGCUGACUAUUAUGACAUCCUUUAUCUUCACAAUGUGGGAAAGGAAUACCGACUGAAUCUGAAAACAAGACUUUGCAAUGUGACAGCUAUAACUAAAACCUUUCGACCUUAUGGGGUACCCCGUGAGGCAAACUUCACCGGCGAGGCCACCAUUGGGGCUGCUGGUAUUCCCGGAGAAAAUGUGGCUAUCUUGAAUUUUGCUGGACAAUAUCAAGAUGGAACUAAAUUCUUUGGUGACGUCACAUACCCAGAUUGCAUUCCUGUAUCUAACGGAGAGAUUAAUAAUGAAUCCGGUUUCGUUCUGAAUAUGUUAUUUGAUAUCAGUGUCGGACUAAGUGACCCUAUGGUGUUCGUCCCUCCGAGGGAGUGUGCGGGAAGGUCUUGAAACAUAUAACAUUUUAAAACACUCACUAG
Molecule: messenger RNA, 1179 nt
Organism: Saccostrea cuccullata (small rock oyster)
Lineage: Eukaryota; Metazoa; Mollusca; Bivalvia; Ostreida; Ostreidae
Product: ependymin-1-like
Exons: 8
Biological process (GO): cell-matrix adhesion
Cellular component (GO): extracellular region; lysosome
Molecular function (GO): calcium ion binding
Source: RefSeq, a predicted model, not a curated record